This is a messenger RNA of Micropterus dolomieu (smallmouth bass), 2946 nucleotides long. It is a transcript of the gene faf1, whose product is annotated as Fas (TNFRSF6) associated factor 1. The coding region runs from base 231 to 2255 and encodes 674 amino acids. Gene Ontology annotation, molecular function: NF-kappaB binding; ubiquitin binding. Gene Ontology annotation, cellular component: nucleus; endoplasmic reticulum. NCBI's taxonomy places the organism in Eukaryota, Metazoa, Chordata, Actinopteri, Centrarchiformes, Centrarchidae. The record is from RefSeq and is a predicted model, not a curated record. The transcript has 19 exons.
ACUAGAUGACAAUAAUGAUAUGAGAUAACUGAACACUGUAUCGUUACUUAACAGAAUUUUGUCUGUCGCAAGCGGUUGAGUCCCGAUAAAGUUUCAUAUUUCCAAUUUGCUAACCUCACACUCGUCGCCACGUCUAAGUAAAGUAUUUUAUUAACACUCAGUGUCCCUCUGUGAGGCGAGAAAGCGACGGGAGCCAGUGGAAGAAGAAUUGCUUUUAGCCAGUCAUUGCCAUGGCCUCCGAAAGCGGCGAUAGCAACAUGGAUAGAGAAAUGAUUCUGGCCGACUUUCAGGCUUGCACUGGAAUUGACAACAUUGCAGAGGCAAUCACUCUGUUAGAGCUUAAUAACUGGGAUUUAGUGGCCGCCAUCAAUGGAGUGAUACCACAGGAGAAUGGGAUCCUACAAAGUAACUUUUCCAGUGAGGCGAGCCAGGCGAGCAUGUACGGACCUCCUAGCCAAUCAGAAGCAGCCGAUGCAGCAGCAGGAGGUGCAGUUCCUAUCCCCUCCUCUUCAUCUUCGUCCUCCUCUCCUCCAUCGUCCUUGGCUUCAGCUUCUUGUCCCAGCAACUCCUCCUCCCGACACAUUGUUGAGCGUCAGCCCCGCAUGCUCAACUUCAGGGUUGAGUACCGGCAGCGCUCCGUAGAGCUGGUACUGGAGGAAGGCAGCACAGUCGGAGAAAUCAAACAAAUCCUCGAGACAGAGCUUGCUGUUCCAGUGUCCAAAAUGCAGCUGAAGGGAUGGAAGAGUGGAGAUGUUUCUGAUAGUACGGUGCUGAGAAGUUUACACCUGCCCAAGAACAACAGCCUAUAUGUCCUGACCCCAGACAUCGCACCUACUGCCAGCACCAGCAAAAACAGUGCUCUCCAAGAGUCGUUAAACCAGAACUUCCUGCUGGUCAUCAGCCAUCGCGAGGCCCAGAGGGACUACAGUCUCAACUUCCCCGGCUCCAGAACCAUACAGGAGGUGAAGAGAAAUAUUUCAGACUUGACCAACAUCCCAGUCCGUCAUCAACAGUGGGAGGGAUGGCCCGCGUCAGCAUCUGAUGACUCUAUGACGCUAGCUGUCUCUGGUAUCAGCUAUCCUUGCCAUCACCUCAGUGUUUGUCGACGGUCCACCCCAGCCAAUUCACAGGAGCCCACAGAAGAGUGUGCAGAUGUCCAUAUGGUCAGCGACAGUGAGGGGGAUGAUUUUGAGGAUGCGUCAGAGUUUGGUGUGGACGAUUCAGAGAUGUUUGGAAUGGGCUCCUCUACCUGUCGGAAAUCCCCUAUGAUGCCAGAGAAUAGUGAGAAUGAAGCUGAUGCCUUACUGCACUUUACUGCCGAAUUUUCUUCAAGGUAUGGAGAGACCCACCCAAUGUUCUUCAUUGGGACUUUGGAGGCAGCGUCUCAAGAAGCCUUCUAUGGCAAAGCCAGAGAUAGAAAACUGCUGGCCAUCUACCUCCACAAUGAUGAAAGUGUCCUCGGCAAUGUCUUCUGCUCCCAAAUGAUGUGUGCUGACUCCAUCGUCUCCUACCUGAGCCAGAACUUCAUUACAUGGGCCUGGGAUGUCACUAAAGAAGCUAACAAAGCCAGACUACUCACCAUGUGUACGAGGCACUUUGGCAGUGUUGUGACACAGACUAUACGGACAUACAAGACAGACCAGUUCCCUCUGCUCCUUAUAGUCAUGGGAAAACGCACAUCCAAUGAAGUUCUAAAUGUUAUUCAAGGCAAUACGACAGUGGACGAGCUGAUGAUGAGGUUAAUGGGAGCAAUGGAGAUCUUCACAGCACAACAACAAGAGGACAUCAAAGAUGAGGACGAGCGUGAGGCAAGAGAGACAGUGAAGAGAGAACAGGACGAGGCCUACCGUCUGUCUUUAGAGGCUGACCGCAAAAAGAGAGAAGCCCAGGAGAGAGAGGAGGCCGAGCAGGUACGCCUGGAACAGAUGAGAAAGGAGCAGGAGGAGGAGAAGGAGGCAAUCCGCUUGUCAUUGGAGCAGGCGCUACCGCCAGAGCCCGAUGAGGAUUCAGGAGAGCAAAUCAGCAAACUGCGAAUCCGCACACCAAGCGGCGAGUUUCUGGAAAGGCGUUUCCUGGGAAGCUGUAAGCUCCAGGUCCUCUUCGACUUUGUGGCCUCCAAGGGAUACCCCUUUGAAGAGUUCAAGCUCCUCACCACCUUCCCUCGUAGAAAUAUCACCCAGUUGGAGCCGGGGUCAACUCUGCUGGAGGCCAAGUUGUUUCCGCAGGAGACGCUCUUUCUGGAGGCAAGAGAAUAGGCACUGGCCCUCUGCUAGCUGAGAGGACCGACUGACUGACUGACUGAUGAACUGGCUGGACACACACUAGUCACCGAGCAUGGGCCCUGCCAGUCUGGGCCUACAGUACACACAAACACACACACACACACACACACACACACACACCAACACCAACACACACACAGCAACACACAAAACCAUCCUCUCAGACGUAAAGAGAUACACUGGCAUGCACAUCCAGUGACACACAAGUGCAAGUAAGCUUCUCUGCCCUCGGCCUGGUCGUGGCACAUGAAUGCCUAGUGUACACGUGUUGCACAGAGGAGCAAAGACAGUAUCACAAGCACACAGCCAAACAUUCACCCCCCCUUUCCCCAAAAAAACUUCUGUCUCUCUUUCUCUCAACUCCUCUCACACAUUUCACACACUUCACGUUCCCAACUGCUGUCAUGGUUUUCUCUCACAACACAAACAACGCAGUACAAUAACAGCAUUGAAAGACUGAGAAGACAAAUCUUUGUCACAGGAAAAAGGAAAAAAACAAAACAUGGACUUCUUCCCCUUGUUUCCACAUUCAACACACCAAGGCUGCUUUUUCAGAACAUGGUUUUUGUGUUUGAAAUCUAAAAAAAAUUAAAUAAAAUAAACUGCAAGAAGAGAUGUUGCCUGGCAGAAGUCUGGGCUAUCUCAUCUCCACCUGUAUUUACCC